Molecule: messenger RNA, 1035 nt
Organism: Pelobates fuscus (common spadefoot toad)
Lineage: Eukaryota; Metazoa; Chordata; Amphibia; Anura; Pelobatidae
Product: vitelline membrane outer layer protein 1-like
Exons: 4
Coding region: 65-658 (197 amino acids)
Source: RefSeq, a predicted model, not a curated record
GUUUGUGGCCAGUUGUUUAAAGCCUCUCUUAUCAUCUCAAGCUGACGCAGAGCAUAGCUACACUAUGAGUCUCACUGUCUCUUCUAUUGUCCUGCUCUCUCUGUUCUCCUUAGUAACUAGUGACUAUGGUGACUAUACUGUUAUCAGUGUAUCGAAUGGAGGCAGCUGGGGCAACUGGGGAAGAAUUGAAUGGUGUCCAGAAGGAUACGUGGCCAAAGGAUUCGCUCUCAAGGCAGAAUCGAUACAGGGGAAGGGUGAUGACACAGCUGUGAAUGGGAUUACAUUACACUGCAUUCCCCGUUACAAAAGCUAUCCAGAAAAGACAAUUUCGUCUUCACAAGGACCGUGGGGUUCAUGGACAUCUCCUUUUUAUUGUUUAAAUGGUCACUUGGUUUCCUUCUCAUUGAAAGUGGAGCCACCACAGGGGAAAGGUGAUGAUACCACAGUCAACAACAUCAAGUUCAGAUGUUCAGAUGGUCGUCAGCUAGAAGGAGUUGGACUGCCUUGGGGAACAUAUAAAGAUUGGAGCAGUUCUUGCAAUCAUGGUAUCUGUGGGAUCCUGACCAAAGUUGAAGGAGAACAAGGCAAAGGAGAUGACACCGCCCUCAACGAUAUCCAGAUGUUCUGCUGCAGCAAUGUACACAGUAAUAAAAAUUAAUAAUUUAAUAUCCAUUCUUUUUGAAACACCUGAAUAUAACUUGACGUGUAGCUGUGCACAAUAAACAUUACAGAUAACCAAAAUCCAUUGUGAAAUCCAAGUUUAAUAAUGGUUUAUUCAAGCAAAGUGUGAUGGUUACACGGAAGGCCCCAUCACUCACCAGCAUGUUAUAGUCCUUCCUUGGUCCUUGGUCUAGUCACCUGUUAACAUACAACGUCAUUCAUCAGAGGGAGAUGCUCAUCUUAUUCUUAUCUCUAAAAAAAAAAAAGAAUGUUGCUUGUUGAAUAACGGGACUAUGAUAUGACUGCUAAUGGUCUGUAACAGUUUGUGUGAAUUAAAUUAAGAUUAAUAAAUCACUAAUAUAAUUCAAUCCUCAA